Nicotiana tabacum (common tobacco) is the source of this 297-nucleotide messenger RNA. Lineage: Eukaryota; Viridiplantae; Streptophyta; Magnoliopsida; Solanales; Solanaceae. The record is from RefSeq and is a predicted model, not a curated record.
AGGAGCAUGAAGGCAAAAAUCAUGUCAACCUACCCUGAUGCACUUCCAGAUAAUACAACAAUUCAGGCACUCGAUCAAAGACCUGAUCUUGAAAUGCCACGAUAAGUUUGGUACUGUAAAUGUUGUUUCUUCUAUUUCUUCCAUUCUAGAUAUGGAAAAUUUGGCUUGGGGUGGAUACUUUAUGAUAGAGCUUAAUUGUUUUCUGAUAGUUCUGCAGCUGUAUAUUUCAAAGCGUGCUACGAUUAGUCGUGGUCUCUCUUGAACGGUAGUUCUAAUCUGAUUUGCACUUUGCGCGAA